AUGGCUAAGAGCAAACCCAAUGCUAACACUCGCGCGGCUCGCCGAGCUGCCUCGCCGAGCUUGGAGCUAGAUCGGUCUUUGAGAUCUGCCCCUCGAGCUGAAUCGCCAACCGCUGAACGGCCUUCUGUCUUGGCCGAGCGCCGUACUUCUGGCAUUCAGAAGAAACAGAAGGGGAAGAAGAUGACCAGGGCACAGCGCUUGAGACAGCAAAAAGGCAUGGACCGGGCAGAAGCUGUGUUGGAUCAGUUAGAAAUCAAGAAGGCGAAAAGUGUAGGUCGUGCAAAGAGCGUUAAAGAACGAAGUGCCGAUUGGGAAGCUCUGAACACCAAGGCAUCGGCUUUCGCUGCUAUCCAGAAGGACAAUGAAGAGUAUGACGACGAGGAUGAUGAUGACAUGGAUGCAGAGACUGAACCCAUGAAAUCAAAACCGAAUCCCUUUGUGUCCCAAUCAACAAACGCGGGGUUAGAGGAUCCUGCGCCCACUGAUGACUAUGAUGAGAUUACCUGA
Penicillium malachiteum is the source of this 507-nucleotide messenger RNA. Its product is annotated as Alb1 domain-containing protein. The transcript is spliced from 3 exons. The coding region runs from base 1 to 507 and encodes 168 amino acids. Gene Ontology annotation, cellular component: preribosome, large subunit precursor; nucleolus. NCBI's taxonomy places the organism in Eukaryota, Fungi, Ascomycota, Eurotiomycetes, Eurotiales, Aspergillaceae. Gene Ontology annotation, biological process: ribosomal large subunit export from nucleus. The record is from RefSeq and is a predicted model, not a curated record.